Zootoca vivipara (common lizard) is the source of this 1339-nucleotide messenger RNA. RefSeq names its product intelectin-like protein. Gene Ontology annotation, molecular function: oligosaccharide binding. The record is from RefSeq and is a predicted model, not a curated record. NCBI's taxonomy places the organism in Eukaryota, Metazoa, Chordata, Lepidosauria, Squamata, Lacertidae.
UGAAACCUGCAGUUUAGAAACUCCGAACAAGCUGAGCUGCUGAAAGGGUGAGCUAUUAAUUAAUUCAUUAUCAUUAAUUGGAUUUCUUACCUACGCUUCACCGCAGCAUAGAAAAAUACCACACAUUUGGUGGUGAAGAGAGAUUCUCACGAAAUAAACUGUUGAUCUCUCCCACUCAGAAGAAUGAAGGGGCUUGUGGCCAUUCUGCUUUGCGUGAUUGUCUUCCCAAAAGGUUUGGAGUGUGACACGGACGGUUGCAUCACCUCCUUGAAACGAGACAUCCUCAAGCUGAUGGUCAAAUGGGAAGAUGCCAGCUGCCUCCAGAACCAGCAGGGCCUGGUCCCAAACCUCCUCCAGACCCUCCCUCGGAGCUGCAAGGAAAUCAAAACGGCUCUGGAAGGAGCCCCAGAUGGGUUGUAUUUCCUGAGCACGGAGGAUGGUGAGAUCUACCAAACCUUCUGCGACAUGUCCACCAACGGAGGCGGCUGGACACUGGUGGCCAGCAUCCACGAGAACAACAUUUAUGGGAAGUGCACCCUGGGAGACCGCUGGUCUAGUCAACAAGGGAACAGUGGCAAUUACCUAAGUGGAGAAGGCAACUGGGCCAAUAACAACACCUUUGGGACGGCAGUGGGCUCAACGAGUGAUGACUAUAAGAAUCCAGGCUACUAUGACCUCCAAGCACAGGAUAUGGCCAUCUGGCAUGUCCCAAACAACACCCCCAUGAGGGAAUGGCGUGACUCUGCCUUCCUGAGGUAUCACACUGAGACCGGAUUCUUGUCCGUAGAAGGAGGGAACCUUCUCAGGCUUUAUCAGCAAUACCCAGUCACGUUUGGCCUUGGGAGCUGCCCAGCUAAUAAUGGCCCCAUUGUCCCUGUCGUCUACGAUACUGGAAAUGCGCAGCAAACAGCCUUCUAUUAUUCUCCAAAUUCCAGAGGUGAAUUUGUCGCUGGCUACAUCCAAUUCCGGGUCUUCAACCAUGAGAAAGCUGCUGUGGCACUCUGCGCUGGGAUCAAAGCCAUUGGCUGUAACACAGAGACGUUCUGUGUCGGUGGAGGAGGGUACUUUCCAGAAGGAGGCCCCCGGCAGUGCGGCGACUACACCGCCUUCGAUUGGGACGGCUACGGCACCCACACUAGCUGGAGCGUUUCAAAACAGUUGCUGGAGUCUGCAAUGCUACUUUUUUACCGCUGAAUCCAAGACUGCUGCUGAUUCUCUCUGAGCACCAGAGUAUUAGACUGGAGAAUGAGGACGUUUCCGCCAGCUAAAUCUCAUCUCAUGUCAACAAGGCUAAUACAAUCAUUUGGUCCCUAUGAGUCUUAGUCUUUCUUGCAUCAUC